AAGAGACAAAGAGAGAGAGAGAGAGAUCGCGGAGAACCCGGUUCACAGUGGAGGAGGGCUGCGUUCGCCGGGCAGUUACUCCGGAACCGUUGCCUUGACGACACGCAUAUCCACGCAUGCGCGUAUGCGCGAGAAGUGGGUGCACAUUGAAAGUCCUCAUCAUCGUUGUCGUCGUUGCUUGAGAAAAGGGAGAACGAGGAAAAAGAUAGAAAAAAAGAAAGAAAGAAAGAAAGAAAGACAAACAGACAAAUAGUUAGGAUAGACAGAUAGAAAGACAGAGCACGCGAUCAACACCAAAGCAUCAUUUUAACGUUUUUCUUAUCCUUCAAUAGGAAUUUCCAUCAUAAGGAUCAGUAGCAGCUUUACUUUCUUUCUCUUUCUCUCUUGUAUCAUUCUUCUUUUCUUUUCCUUUCUUUUUCAUUCUCUCUUUAUCUCUUUCUCUCUCUUUUGUAUUAUUUUUCUUUCUUUCUGUCUCUUUCUCUCUCUCUCUCUCUCUUUCUUUUCUGAACUAUGUUCUCGUGGCUAAGAUAGCACACGUUGACAUCACUGAGAAACAUUAGAAAAGAUACUCUUCUUAUUUCUUGUUUUACAUUUGGUCUAAUGAAGUUAAUCUUUUUUCAGAUUAUGUAUUCCAUCAAAAAGUAAUCUAAAUUAUUUUAUACUCUUCUGUCCAUAUGGGACAAUUCUCCUUGGAAAUAAAUAUUGUCCUAUUUCUACUUUUUUCUCUUUCUUCUCUUUUUUUAUGUUUUGAAAGGUCUCUUCGGCAAGUUAAACGUAAACAAAUUCCUUAGGAAUGUAACGCCUAAGGAAUAAGGUUUAAAAGGGUAGAGAAAGAGAGAGUGAUAGUUACACGAGAGAAGAGUGUCAACAAGAGAAAGCCCUCAAGGAACCAAUACCUCUACCUUUCUGAUCAUCAUCAUUACCAUCAUCAUCAUCAUCAUCAUCAUCAUCAUCAUCAUCAUCAUCAUAGAAUAUCAUCAAAAGUACACCUUUGUUGAACGAUGAUCGCAACCUUGGAAGAACUUUGCUCGUAGUCGAGAUCUCUCUCUUUCUCUCUUUCUCUCUUUCUCUCUCUCUCUCUCUCUCUUUCUUUCUCUUUCUCUCUCUUUUUCUCUUUCUCUUUCUCUUUCUGUCUCGUGGGUAGCCCAGAGCAGCGCGCGUCGAGGUGGUCCGAGCGAGUCGAAGGAGAGAGGCGUGCCCCAGUGCCGUUCGAACGUCCGAUGUCUCCGCACGAGGACGCCGCGAAUACGAGGAGAGGAAGAGCCGAGAGUACGCGUGCCGUCGGCGAGCACGAGCAGGCAUCUUCUUCGUCAUCGUUAUCGUCAUCAGUUUUAUCGUCUUUCUUUUUGAAGACGUUUUUAAGGAGACGCUACCGGAAGACAUCAUCAUCGACUUGUUGGUCAACCUCAGAUGUCUUCUUUUCUUCGUAGCACCACCUGCCGCUCUGUGACUUCGUGUCGUUGCAUCGACAGCGGCAGGUUCACUUAUCGAUUCCCUUAUUUUCUCCCACUUCCCAUUCUUCUCCGAUUUUUUCUUAUCCCGCACGAAACGGACUCUCUUUUCUAUACGAAAGUUCAGAACGAACGUGUCGCUCGGUGGUACUGGCCCACCGCGAUCAUGUUCACCGAUAAGAAGAGGAGGAAAAUCGUUCGGUCCUCUUUAUGGGAAAGUCUACUCUCUUCGCGGUAUUUUCAUCGAAUCGUUCGCGAGUGACAAACUGGUAAAAGUAAAUAAAAUACAAAACAAGAUAGGGAAAGAUAGAGAUAGAAAGAUAGAAAGAAAGAGAGAGAGAGAGAAAGCGAGAGAGAGAGAUCAAAGGUAGAAGAAUUAGAUCAAACCCAAAGACAACGGUUAAUCAUAUAUAAUAUACCGGUUGAAAGUUUUAACCCAAAGUAUUAAAGUUCUCUGACUAUAAUAUAUGAUCAAUGGUGAUGAUCAAGAAGAAAUAAGUUAGUGUGAAAAAUAGAAGAAGAGAAAGAUCGAAGGUGACUUAGGUGUUCCUCAGAUUGGAUGGUUCCACGGGGGUUAACCAUUGAGAGGUCGACUUGGGUGCAACCAGAGCCGGAACAGCAACGUUUCUACGACUCUCCGCCACCACGGAUGGACGUGAGCGUGUGCUGUUUACCCGCUAGUGCCGGCUCGGGGGCCCAGCACUCUCAUCCGGCGAGUUUGCCGUCUGGUGGACAGUCGACGAUCCAAGCACCUUAUCAGUAUGCCGAUCAGAUAGUACCAGAUCGGGGUCAACCCGACGGACUCGCGGUACUCGGCUGUACCGGACAGAAUAACUGGCAACAGAUCUCAAACUCGUCCACCGUCGCGGCUGGUGUCACUGCGACAACCACAGCGUACAUCGAUUAUUCCUGGCUGCAGAUGCAGCAGACAUCGGACCUGGAUACGUUUCUCUGCAGACAAGAUCUCGAUCGUUUGCAAAAGUUAGACGAAGAUGAAGGGGAUAAGGAUACGAGAGAGUCUUCAGUACACAUGGAGGACUUUUUUGAAGUCGGUGGUCCAGUUUGCAGACCACAGGCUAGUUUCGUAUCUUCGAGGAAUCAACCAAGUGGAAACGACGACGACGUUUUUCUCAGGCCUCCUCUUUGGGAGGACAUCACGUCGAGCAUUCAAAAGCUUGACCCGGAGAACGCGGACAUGUUGGGCUCUCAAUCUCACAUUAAAAUGGAAUCCGACGACGUGACCUCUCCAGUUCUUUCACCAGUCGAAAUAAAGACAGAACCAUUGCCAGCGCCACCGACUUUACACUUGCUCGAAGGACCAGCGUCGAAUCAGGUACAGAGCUUUUCAAAUUCGGGACAGUCAAAUGUGUCAACGGGUGCGCAACAACAGCUCGUUCAUCAUCGAACGACGACAACGACAACAACAGCGCCUUUUAAAGCUUUCCCACCGGGUAAUCCUGGAAAUGGAAGUAAUGUUUCCGGUAAUGCAGGAAACGCCAAUACCAACUCUGUUGCGAACAACAGUAACGUUAAUAACAACAAUGGGAAUAAUAAUAACAGUAACAAUAAUAACGGUAACAGCAACGACACCUCAACGAAUCAUCAUGGAUCGUCUCAGACGCUUCAGCAAGCUGGUAACGCAACGACCUCACCGCUUUACGGCUCGAUGACCAGGUUGAUGUACAUCUCACCGUUAACACCUCCCAUCUCGGAUCCUGGCUCGCCCAUCGGUGGUGGCCCACCGCGACGGACACCGCCUCCGCCCUAUCCGCAACCCUCUAUUCUAAAUCCGCCCCAUCGAAUUCAACCGCCACCCAUUACAACCAAGUUUAACAGACGGAACAAUCCUGAGCUCGAAAAGCGACGUGUUCACCACUGUGAUUUCAUAGGUUGUACGAAAGUAUACACGAAGAGUUCGCACCUGAAGGCCCAUCAGAGAAUACAUACGGGAGAAAAACCGUACCAGUGUCAGUGGCCGGAAUGCGAAUGGCGAUUUGCGAGAAGCGACGAAUUAACGCGGCAUUAUCGGAAGCAUACUGGCGCGAAACCGUUCAAAUGCGCUGUCUGCGAGCGAUCAUUCGCGAGGAGCGACCAUCUCGCGUUGCACAUGAAGCGACAUCUACCGAAGCAGCACACCAAGUGAACUACCUAUCAUGGUUACGCAGACGAACUCCUCGACGAAACGAAGAGAAUUGAAAAAGAAAAAGAAGAAAAUAUAUCGAAGGCGCUUCCUCACUCGUUGAUAGAGAAGAAAAAUUCGAUGACGCUACUUUGUAGAUUGUAGAAGCAACGAAUGAAAAGGAGAAAGGGCCAUCGUCGAAUCGUUUCGAUCUUUUUUCUUGUCCUUAGAAUGGAUACUUUUCGAUCUCUCUUUUCGAAAAAUCAAACGAUACUUGUCGUUCCGAUAUUCGAACAAAUUCGCUACUAGAAAAGUAAAUUUUAUCUAUGCCGAAAAAAAAGAAAAAAAUAAACAAGAACAAAUAAUUUAUAAACGCUGAUACGCAAAAAUGAAUAUAUGUAUACCUGCUUUUUGAAAUCAGGUAACUUCUUUUCUCAUAUUAAUAAUGAACAAAAAUACGCACCGAAAACAAAAUGUUUACUCAAUUUCAAAGAGCAUCUGAUCGUUAUCGUUGUUGCAUCUGUAAGUCUAGUCUCUUGCGAAUCAUUCAGAAGGAUGAUCGAAAAACGUUGUUCUAGGAGACACGAAAGGAAGAGUACGUUCGAGUACUUAUAUACUUACUCGCUUUGUAUCUCAACGAAACGAUUUAUUCCAAACGAUUGCAAGACGAUCACGAUCUUUACUCUCAAUGAAUUUUUUUGUCGUUUCGAUUGCACCGCUUACGUAGAUAAAUUAUAAAGAUAAUUCGACAUCGACAGAAAUUAAAAGGAAAAUGAAAGAGAAAAAAACAAAAUCGGUCGCCUUGCUUCAAGAAAAAUCCAAUUUUCGAAGGCUUGGUAUUAUAAAAAUUUCGCGUUUAAGAUUUCGGGAAUGCACGAUCGCUUUGUUUUGUAUGUAUGUAUGUAUUACUACUAUUACUACUACUACUACUACUACUACUACUACUACUACUACUACUACUACUACUACUACUAUUACUACUACUACUACUACUCUACUACUACUACUACUACUACUUUGCUACUACUACUACUACUACUACUACUACUACUACUACUACUAUUACUAUUACUAUUACUAUUACUACUACUACUAUUACCACGUUUGCAAGAGAGGCCGGACAAAUAUUCAUUCUCGACACUUAACUAAUUUAAAAGAUUCUCAUUGCGUGUAUAUACAUAUACACAUACACACACGCGUGCGCGCGUGCGUGUACAUAAAUAUAACUCUAUGUAUGUAUGCUCUUACCCUCUCUUUUUCUUUCUCUCUCUAUCUCUCUCUUUUUCUCUC
This is a messenger RNA of Vespa velutina, 4860 nucleotides long. Its product is annotated as dendritic arbor reduction protein 1-like. Gene Ontology annotation, biological process: regulation of transcription by RNA polymerase II. Lineage: Eukaryota; Metazoa; Arthropoda; Insecta; Hymenoptera; Vespidae. Gene Ontology annotation, molecular function: DNA-binding transcription factor activity, RNA polymerase II-specific; RNA polymerase II cis-regulatory region sequence-specific DNA binding. The transcript has 4 exons. The coding region runs from base 2011 to 3594 and encodes 527 amino acids. The record is from RefSeq and is a predicted model, not a curated record.